AUAAGUGUAAUGCUUGGCCAUUUGAGUCAGAAUAAGAUUACCCUAGCAACUAAGGCGUCGAGUGACGUAUGCUUGCUAAAUUGGGAAAGAUGUGAUAUCUGAAUUAAUGCUUCGCACCAAAUCGAAACUCAAUACUCGAAGAAUAAAAAAUACCAAGUUCGAAAUACUAAAGAGGGUCACCCUAACAAAACGUAAACAGAACUUAAAACGAAAUGGACAAGCAACAACUUACGCCGGAUUCGGAAAACUCCGGACAGAAAGACGCAGUAAAGAAUGGGAGCAUUCCGAGGGAUGUGAAACUAAAGCUGCAACGGCAGCUGCACAAGCAGGGCUACUCCCAGCAAGUCCUGCUCGAAGCAUCCAAUCACCGAAAUCGAAACUAUUCGAACGCCAUUCUGGAAUAUGUGGCCACCACGAUUGGCAGGAGCGAGGAAAUGGUUAAAAAAUGCGACUCUGUUAGCUUAAGCAACAUUACUCAGUGGCUGGAACUCAUGAAAAGCUCCAAACUCUCGGAUCUCUGCGAAUUCGAAGCAGCCGCCGCUGUGAACUCGAUAAUCCAAAAUGAGACAAAGCCAUCGCCACAGGAACUGAGUGGCAUUAACUUGAACGAGGCCUACAAGUUUCUGGAAAACGCUUUGAUGGGCCAGCCGCAAAAGAAGAUGAGUGAUGCGACCAAGGCAUUUUUGUCCAAAGAAUUCGAGCUCCUCAUCGAGGAGGCGAACACCGACGAAUCCGACAAUGUGGCACGCAGCAUGGGACAGCGCCUGUAUGAUCAUCAGGGCUUGGAUUACAUGGAGCAGCGGCAAAAAUGCAGCUUGGAUCCACUUUUCCUGGACGAGAAGCUAACGUAGAGGCCGGAGUGUAAUUGAGUACAGCGCAUUUAUUCAUUUCCACACAUUUAUUAAACAUUUAAAUUCAAUUUUUGUUAUAUACGUACAUUGUCACACGCAUUUGCACCAUUCCAUCAUCAAUUAACCAUCGAUCCCAUGUUUAUACAUUAGUAGUACUAUGCCAAAUGCCCCAACCUUUGUACGUAUUAAUAUUCGAUAAUUACACUCAUAAUUAAGUACUUGACUAUAAACAGUUUUAGCACAUUUAAAAUCUA
Molecule: messenger RNA, 1105 nt
Organism: Drosophila teissieri
Lineage: Eukaryota; Metazoa; Arthropoda; Insecta; Diptera; Drosophilidae
Exons: 5
Coding region: 213-851 (212 amino acids)
Source: RefSeq, a predicted model, not a curated record